GCCUUUAAAGCCCGCCCCCAAUCGCCUCCCUCCUCCUGUCCUCCAGCCCUCCAAAUCGCAUCGUAGUCGAAAGCACGCAGCACCCAUCUCCCCAACCUAGCACUAACGCGCUCCGAUCCGAAGGCUGCGAGAUGAAGGCGAGGGUGAGGUCCAGCGGCGGCGACUCCAGGCUCUCGGUGAGGAAGACAAAGGCCGAGAAGGACCCGAACCAGCCAAAGAGGCCCCCGAGCGCGUUCUUCGUCUUCAUGGAGGGGUUCAGGAAGGACUACAAGGAGAAGCACCCUGACGUCAAGCAAGUCUCCGUGGUUGGUAAAGCCGGUGGUGCGGAGUGGAAGUCCCUGUCCGAUGCUGAGAAAGCUCCUUUUGUUGCCAAGGCCGAGAAGCUCAAGGCUGAGUACAACAAGAAGAUGGUCGCCUACAACAACCCUCAGGCAGGAGGCCAGGAAGCGUCUGGUGACUCGGACAAGUCCAAGUCCGAGGUUAACGACGAGGCUGACGGGAGCGAGGCUGACGAGUGAUGCGGAUCGGAUUUCACCAAGCUGCCACAGUACUGGAUGGAAACCUCUGGAGCUUUGCUGUUGCUGUUCCUGGCUAGUGUCUCUGAUGGAUGGUUGCCUUUAGUUUAGCAUAGUCCCUCCCUUUCUUUCAGGUUGCUGUUAGGAUGGACAAUGAAUCGUAGCUUUAGUCUGGCUCAUGUCACUGUCGCCUUCCUGGAUCGGAGUGGGGAAGUUCUAGUCAAGUUUAUAGGGUUGGGCGCUUGGUCAUCCAUUGUUAUUUCACUCUGUUAUGUCUGUACCUACAAAAGUACCCGUGGCUGUUUGUUUGAAGUCUCAGAUCUCAAUAGAUGGUGUUAAACUGUUCAUUUCUGAAGCAAAAAUAGUAAUUACUCAAAA
This is a messenger RNA of Brachypodium distachyon (stiff brome), 893 nucleotides long. Its product is annotated as HMG1/2-like protein. The coding region runs from base 132 to 518 and encodes 128 amino acids. NCBI's taxonomy places the organism in Eukaryota, Viridiplantae, Streptophyta, Magnoliopsida, Poales, Poaceae. The transcript has 8 exons. The record is from RefSeq and is a predicted model, not a curated record.